AGUCCCAUAGGCUCUGUAGAAGCAUUGUGUUCAGUCUUGUGUGUGAGCUUGACGUGCGUGUUUAAACAACCUCCUGCAAAAGCUCUCCCUUUUUAUGAGUUCUCUGUGAAAAGUAUCCGCCCACACAUGUCCUUAUAUAGCCUUACUAAACUUCCUGUUGACUUCUUACAGUGUCUUCAGAAAGUAUUCAUACCCCUUGACUUAUUCCACACUUAGCUCCGUUAUCUGAUUCGGAGUAUGAUUGUUCUGUGUGCCUGCAAUGAAAAUCUCUAUACAAUCAAUAAAUAAAUACAUUUAUAACCAGAAAUGAGUGUUAUUCUAAGCUAAGGUAUAUCAAAGUUUCACUGUAUUGCAUAAUGUUAUCAAAGGGAAGAGGGGGACACGGAGGAGGGGUGGGUUGAACAUUUUUAUUUUGCCAGGAGCAAAGGACGUGGUGAGAGCUGAUGGAGGUCUGACCCACUGACAGUCAGAGAGACUUUACCACUGUUACAACAGAGCCGUGACCCUCUGAUGACUUAACCUGUGUAGCAGAAUUCCUGUGAGAGCUGAGAACUAGGCAUAGUGACGAUGCAAACAGUAGGUGGUGCUGUUGAUUGCUUUCUGUUUCCAUUCCACUCAUUUGCCUUCUAUUCACAUUCCAAUGAGUGAUGAAAGGAACUUUCCAUUCAUCAGUACUAGGGAUGUGUUCCUGAACAGUAUUAUGUCAGUGCCAGAGGUCAAACAGAAAAGGAAACCUCUCAUUCCUGAUGUUGAAUGGUCGACUGCCUUGGUAUUUAGAGUGAAUAGCUGGAUAAUAGACCAUUAGUCAUUUAUGAUCUAUCAAGCCCUGCUCUUGAUAAACAUCUGUUCACAAAACCACAGUAAUUACAACAUUUUGUAUGCAUUAUGAGGAUGUCAAUAGCACUUUCUGUAAACUGGAUGUGGCAACUAACUAGGGGUUAGUUGGGAUUAAAGUUCAUCCUCAUCUCCAUUUAAAAUUCUAUCCACCUAUCCUAUGAAUCACAAGGAGAGAGUUGGAGUGAGUCAUGUGGUGACUCUCCCUUUCUGAGUGUAACGGAUGUGAAAUGGCUAGCUAGUUAGCGGGUACGCGCUAAUAGCGUUUCAAUCAGUUACGUCACUUGCUCUGAAACCUAGAAGUAGUGUGGCCCCUUGCUCUGCAAGGGCCGCGGCUUUUGUGGAGCAAUGGGUAACGACGCUUCGUGGGUGACCAUUGUUGAUGUGUGCAGAAGGUCCCUGGUCCACGCCCGUGUCGGGGCGAGGGGACGGUCUAAAGUUAUACUGUUACAUGAGGUAAGGUGAGUUCAGUUCCACUUGUCUUGACUGGUUCUUUGGUGUCAACUGAGACCCUCCCAUUCCCGGGGAAAUCCAGUGUGUACUUUCCAAGCUUAUCCCACGCACAAUGGUUACAUUCCUAAACCUCAAUUCUGAUCAUAUCUGUGGCAGUGCCGACUGGAUCUAUGGGUUUACUUUGGCUCCCCCCUCCGUCACACAAUCUGCCUUAGUGAACCACUUUACAUGUAUCAUGUUACACAGAUGUUGAUCUAUACACAGCAAAUUGGCCAGUGUUAACUAGUGUUGAUUUUUCAGUGUAACAUUUACAUUUACAUUUAAGUCAUUUAGCAGACGCUCUUAUCCAGAGCGACUUACAAAUUGGUGCAUUCACCUUAUGACAUCCAGUGGAAGAGCCACUUUACAAUAGUGCAUCUAAAUCUUUUAAGGGGGGGGGGGGGGGGCAGAAGGAUUACUUUAUCCUAUCCUAGGUAUUCCUAACAUUAACAUUUCUAGUGUUGAUUCAGGUGUUACAUGAAGUCUGUAAAUCUGUCCUGUACAGCCAGGGCACCUUGUGGUUCCAUUGUUGUGUACAUAUGUGUGUAUGGUAUGCUUGAGAUACUAUUAAUAGGAUGUUGCAUACACGUUAUCUAAAUUUCGAUUCAGUUGUUGAUAGUAGGCUGUUUUUUAUUCACAUAAAAAAUACUUUGUUACAUGAUAAAUAGCUAUUUGGCAGAAUAGAAACUCAUGGCAAUCACGUAUCAGUUUCGUUUUCGUCUCUGCAAAAUAUAAAUAAUAUGCCAGGGAGUGGCUAGUUCAAGUGUCUGUGCCAAUUAUUUCUAUAUACACUACAUAACUUCCAGGGGGCGCUGUUUCGAAGCCUCCAUCUUGGCACUCCACCGAUGUAAAAAAUAUUUAGGAAGCUAUAGAAAUGCAUUUAUUGUCUACAUUCAUUUUUGCCAUAAAUGCAUUAUAUUACAGACACUUUAAUGCAUACUUUGAAAUUAUAUUAUGUGAGCUAACAUUAAAAAAAACACAGAUAAAUAUAUAUAAACAUUUUCGUUAAAGUACAUUUUUUGAGAUAACUAAUGUACUGUUACCAUUACAAAAACAAAAAUACUUAAAUACAUGUAAUUUUGUCCUUGAAACAUUGAAUUGAAAUACUGUAAAAUUCCAUUAAUUCCUAUGGAGGACUGCUCCUACUGGGGAGUGCCAAUACUGCCAACCGGUGGCUUCAAAGCCUCUCAAUGGUCAAUACAUAGAAAAAUCACAAUCCAGGGUUUAUAUACAUUAUUGGUUUGCACUAGUCUCAGAUUUUUAUUACCUCAAUACUGUGGUCAUAUAUCUUAACUGCCAUCGAAAAUAAAACGAGGUAAGAAUUUGACACCAAUUGUAAAAUAAUUUAAUUACAUGCACAUAAUCUAUCUCUCUGAACUACUUGAUAUCACAAUAACAAACAAUGCUGUUGUGUUGAAGAUAAGGAUUAUUAUGACUGUUAACAAUGAUAAAAAUGUUGGGCUAGUAAUAAUAUAAUAACUUAUAAUUCAUAUUUUUUCCUUUUUCCUCACAGAGGUCAAAGCAGAUAGCAAGCAAGCUGAAAGCACUUGAACGUCACUUUACACGGGGAAUAAAAAAGGCCGACAUUAAGGAUAAAAGCGAAGGUGGAGGUCUGCAUCUGUCACUUCUCCAGAGCCGUGGAGCUGAAGCCCUCCAACAUCCAUGCCAGGGUGAACCUGGCUGAGGCCUACGGGAACAACUACCAGCUGGAAGAGGCGAUGAAGAUAUUCACUGUCCUUUUAGAGGACAAGUCCCUCAGUGACUCAGACAAGCAGCUCUGCUAUACCGGCUUUGGUAUAGCAAGAAGAGAGACGGGGAUGGCGCUGUGACAUAGGUCAAAAACGCCUACCAGAUUCGGAUUGAGAGUUGGGACAGGAAGAGACUGGCUGGGAAGAGGCACCUCUCAGCGGAUCACAGAGGUGGCAGGAUAACAAGAGAGUUGGCGAGGCCUCUGAGAUUUUGUCGUUCCACAAACAGGAAAGGUAGCCUGAGGACACAGACGACCUGACAGAUUCUUUCGGCAAAGGAUUGGAACUCAAAUGAUAUGCCUAACUAUAACACAAUGCAUGGCUUACAUGGCUUACACUGCUGCAUGCAUUUGAAUGUUUUUAAUGGUGAAGUGAAAACUAAAGUUUAAGUUGGGAGUACGCAUCUCUGGCUGCACUCUUCUUUUUAUUUUGUGUAAAAGUUGCAAAGAAAAUUUGAGUUCAAAUGUAUUACUUUUGGAAAAGAUAUAUGUUUAUAUGUCUUAAGGUGUCAGGUAGUGUCACAAAGUUCAGUUGUCUGAGUAAAAUUGCACCAUGUGGCUGCAUGAUACAUCUUGCAAUAAAACAACUAGGCCUAUAAAAAAAACUUGAAAGUAUUAUUCUAAUUUCUAAAGUUGAUUAUUCAUCAUGUACAUAAGCAUUGUUCAGAAACAAUGAGUGAGUAUAGAGUCACGAGUGUUGAGAAAACUAUUUGAAUAUAUACUCGAUGGAAAAUAAUAUUUCUACAAGCAUCUCCUCUCUACCCAUUAUAUGACCUUCUCCUUUCCCCCUUUAUAUAGUACACAGCGCGAUCUCAACCUUGGCAAUACAGCUACGCAUCAGUUCCGUUUUCCUUUAAUUUAGUUGUAAACUUGCAGGUCUAUAUAUAGCCAGCGAGUGAGUACGUGUUGGCUGUGUGGCCUAUUCCACGUACUUGGGCGUUACAAAAAACAACUCGCUGUAUUCAACAAGAUGAGUGCCUCGGUCAAAGCAGAUAUGGAAGUCAAACUGAAAGCACUUGAGUGUCACUUCACAUGGGGCAUAAGGAAGGCUCACAUUAAGGACCUGGACAGCCUCCCUGAAAAGCUCCUGGAUCGCAUCAUGAGGUUUACCACGCCGAAAUACCAUGCCACAUAUUUCAACUUACUUGCGUUCCUGAGCCACCUGGAGGAAAAUAAUGUUAGUGCUCUUGAGUAUCUCCACAAGGCUGAGAGUGCAUUGAAGGACAGACAGGAUGAUACAGAGUUACUGGUUACCUAUGCUAACUUUGCAUGGGUUCACUAUCACUCAGGAAACCUUGAUGAUGUGGAUGCCUACAUUGGAAAGCUGGAAAUCAUCAAUGAGGGAAUUCCAAGUGCCUUAAUUAUUCAAGGCAGCUUACCUUCCGUACAUGGUGAGAAAGGUUGGAGUCUUCUCAGGUUUGGGGGAUUGUUUUAUAUGAGGGUAAAAGAGAGCUUCCAGAAAGCUCUUGAGGGGGAACCAGACAAUACUUCUUUCAAUAUGGGCUAUGCUCUGGUCCUGUACAGGUUGGAGUGCAUGGUCAAGAAUAAGAGAGUGAGUUCAGUGAUGACUGCAGCUGCCAACCAGCUAAGGAAGGCCUUAUCCUUGGAGCCUGAUAACGCUGAACUUAUGGUCAUCCUAGCUCUGAAACUUCAAAAAAAUCAAGAAAACAAAAGUGAGUCCUUGAAACUCACCAAAGAGGCCCUCAGGCUGUCACCUGACGUGCCUCAUGUACUGCGUUAUGUGGCCAAAUAUUUCAAAAAUGAGGGCUCCAUCAAUGAGUGCCUACAGGUUUUGAGGAAAGCUCUGGAACUGUCUCCAAACUCUCACUUCCUCCAUCACCAAAUUGGCCUGUGUCACAAACAGCAGCUCAUCCAGAUGUUCGAGCAGAAAAGGGAAGGGGGAGAUGUGAAAGUGGGACAGAUAAAAGCAAAAGUGUUGGCCUGUAUCCGUCACUUCUCCAGAGCCGUGGAUCUGAAGCCCUCCAACAUCCACGCCAGGGUGAACCUGGCAGAGGCCUAUGGGAACAACUACCAGCUGGAAGAGGCAAUGAAGAUAUUCACUGUCCUUUUAGAGGACAAAUCCCUCAGUGACUCAGACAGGCAGCUCUUCUACACCGGCUUCGGCACGUUUCUUUACUACAGGAAGAUAGACGGGGAUGGCGCUGUGACACAGUUUAAAAAUGCCUACCAGAUUCCAAUUAAGAGUUGGUACAGGAAGCAGGCUGGGAAGAGGCUGAAUCAGAUCGCAGAGAGGUGGCAGGCUAACAAGAGAGUUGGCGAGGCCUCUGAGAUUUUGUCGUUCCUCAAACAGGAGAGGUAGUCUGAGGACACAGACAUCCUGACAGAUUCUUUCGGCAAAGGAAUGAAAUUCAAAUGAUAUACGUAGCUAUAACACAAUGCAUGGCUUAAAUUGAAACACUGCUCAAAUCAAACUUUAUUUGUCACGUGCCGAAUACAACAAGUAUAGACUUUACCGUGAAAUGCUUACUUACAAGCCCUUAACCAACAGUGCAGUUAAAUGCUGGAUGCAUUUUCAUGUUUUUAAUGGUGAAGUUCAAGUUGGGAGUACGCAUCUCUGGCUGUACGCUUCUUUUUAUUUUAUUUAAAAUUUGCAAAGAAAAUUUCAGUUCAAAUGUAUUACUUUUGGAAGACAUAUGUUUCUAUGUCUUAAGAUGUGUCAUGUAGUGUCACAUGUAGUGUUGUACAAUUGUACCAUAUGGCUUCAUGAUAAAUCUUGCAAUAAAAAAAAAGACUUGAAAGUGUUAUUCUAAUUUCCAAAUGUGGUUAUUCAUCAUGUAAAUAAGUAUUGUUCCAAAACAACGAGUGAUUGUGUAAGAAAUUGUAAUAGAUACUGGAAACUAGUAAUAACAACAUUUCAACAUAAGCCAUCUUUUAUACAAAAUACACAUACUCCUCAUUUCUCUUGGGCAUAUGCUGGACUUAUUUAGACACCAACUACAGACACACACAAUUCCCCUCCCCCAUGAUAACCACAGACACACACAACUCAAGGUUGGAGCUCAAGACAAAGAACUAUCUCAGGAACCAAUGGAACGUUGACACCAGGCCUGUUCAGGAGUACCCAAGACCCAGAUCGACCAAUCGGAAGGCCAGACUUCCAGAUCAACCUACUUUGCUUGUUGUCUAUAUAAAACUGUACAACUGUUUAAACUACCUCUUUCCGGACGAAUCCAUAAGAAUCAGACAGAAAGAGCCUUGCUGCAAGAUUUUACUAAGAUAUCUUUACAUGUGAUUAAACGGCCUUAUUAUAAAAUUAUCCACCUCGUCA
Messenger RNA from Salvelinus fontinalis (brook trout), 6362 nucleotides. RefSeq names its product interferon-induced protein with tetratricopeptide repeats 5-like. Lineage: Eukaryota; Metazoa; Chordata; Actinopteri; Salmoniformes; Salmonidae. Bases 4044 to 5393 code for a protein of 449 amino acids. Gene Ontology annotation, biological process: defense response to virus. Gene Ontology annotation, cellular component: cytosol. Gene Ontology annotation, molecular function: protein binding. The record is from RefSeq and is a predicted model, not a curated record. The transcript is spliced from 2 exons.